Tricharina praecox is the source of this 2025-nucleotide messenger RNA. Its product is annotated as cystathionine gamma-synthase-like protein. The record is from RefSeq and is a predicted model, not a curated record. Lineage: Eukaryota; Fungi; Ascomycota; Pezizomycetes; Pezizales; Pyronemataceae. Gene Ontology annotation, molecular function: cystathionine gamma-synthase activity; pyridoxal phosphate binding. The coding region runs from base 136 to 1881 and encodes 581 amino acids. The transcript is spliced from 6 exons. Gene Ontology annotation, biological process: transsulfuration.
CAUCGGUUGCAUGGACCCUACGGCUUACCCCACCAAGAUUCUUCCCACCCCACAUGUUCGCACGCCGCUAGCUAUGAACGAUGGAGAUCCGGAUCCAAACCAAGUCCUUCUCACCAUCAACAGGCCGAAGCUAUCAUGAUGACUGGCGAAGUUGGUUCCUCGAUACCGGAGGAUACGCCGCAUGCGGUCAGCGUGUCGUUGCCCACAUGGAAGGCGAAUGUCGCGUAUGAAGAAGGAGAGGCGUGGGUAUUCGAUAAGAUGCAGACUGGAUACCCCAGGUUCUUCAUCCACAAGAGCAUCCAGAAGCUCUCAUCGUCGAUCCUCGCGAGCCACGGACGUCCCGGAGAGGACUGUAUGCUCUUUCCCUCCGCCCAUAUUGCCCACCGCUGCAACCGCUUCUUGAAGCAGCACACCGCGACGCUAACGCCGCCGUCGGUCCGCAUCGUCGAGUUCACGCCCCGAGUCACCGGCGCUACCCGCACGACGAUCAUCUCCGGCCUCUCGGCAGUGUUCUUCCCCGCGCCGGAUUUCAAGGUCGCGAAGCAGUUCUGGCAGCACUCGGGCGACGGCGUGUCAUCGCGCCGCGCGGAGUUCUGUCAGCAGGAACUGGAGGAGGGUGUGUUGGUUGAGAAGGGACUUCCAGAUGAGCUCUCGCAACGUCCAGCGAAGGGGCCGAAGAGAUACUCAAAGGUUGCGGCGGAUAAAGGUGCUGGUGGGAGGAUCUCGCCAACGGAAGAUACGUCCCGGUUCGUCGAGGAGAGGUUUGGCAGGAACUUGGGGGUGGAGUUUGUGGCGAAUGCAAAGUUGGCGGUUAGGAGAAGGAUUGCCGGAACCUUGAGGAGCAAUGUUGCGCUGAGCGAUGCGAUUGCACUAUCGAGGGAGGGUGGUAGAGAUGUCGAUGGGUUCACGGAGGAGGAUGUGUACCUCUUCCCUACGGGUAUGAGUGCCAUCUUCAACUCUCACCAGCUGUUGAUGGAGACAAUCGAGCCGAGGAAGAGCGUUUGCUACGGUUUCCCGUACAUAGACACCCUCAAGAUCCUCCAAAAGUUCGGUCCGGGUUGUCACUUCUACGGCCACGGCUCCUCGGAAGACCUCGACGAUCUCGAAAGCAAACUCCAAUCCGGUGAGCGGGUGCUGGCGCUAUUCUGCGAGUUCCCGGGAAACCCCCUCCUCAUGUCCCCGGACCUCCAGCGAAUCCGAAAGCUCGCCGACACCUACGAUUUCGCCGUGGUGAUCGACGAGACCGUCGGCAACCCGCUCAAUGUACAUGUCCUGCCGUUUGCGGAUAUCGUUGCCAGUAGCUUGACUAAGGUGUUCAGUGGGGAUAGCAAUGUUAUGGGCGGAAGCCUGGUCCUUAACCCCAAAGGUCCCUACUACGCACGACUGAAGAAAUCCCUCGACGCCACGUACGAAGACAACUUCUGGGGCGAAGACGCGCUCUUCCUCGAGCGCAACAGCCGGGACUUUGUGUCCCGCAUCGAGCGAAUCAACAUCAACGCCGAAGCCGUGAGCACUUUGCUGGUCAACCACCCCAAGAUCAAACGCGUCUACUACCCGAAAUUCUCUCCCACGCGGUCAUUCUACGACGCCUGCCGCUGCCCCGACGGCGGCUACGGCGGCCUGCUGAGCGUGACAUUCUUUUCGAUGGAGGAUGCCGUGCGCUUCUUUGACGUUAUCGAUACGGCGAAGGGUCCGAGUCUGGGCACUAAUUUUACGCUCACUUCGCCGUACACGAUCCUGGCUCACUAUGGUGAACUCGAAUGGGCUGCACAGUAUGGUGUCGAGGCGAAUCUCGUAAGGGUCUCCGUGGGACUCGAGGAUACGGAGGCCCUGGUGGGGAUCUUUGGGGGGGCGUUGGAGGCGUUGGUGGCGGUGGUGUAGGGAGUAGAGAGAGUAGAAGCGGAGAUGAGGGGGGCAGAUAGAUAUCUUGUGCAAAUAGACUUUGGAAUCAUCACUCGGGGUCUGGAUUGGAUAUGAUACCGGCAUGAAGACCAUGUGCUUCCGUGGAAUUAUAGAUGUCUACCC